Messenger RNA from Mesorhabditis spiculigera, 1395 nucleotides. NCBI's taxonomy places the organism in Eukaryota, Metazoa, Nematoda, Chromadorea, Rhabditida, Rhabditidae. The record is from the annotation of a GenBank genome assembly.
AUGAAGCCGCUGGAAGGUGGAAAUUUGGAAAGAAUCGACAAUAAUUCGAACAGCUUGAAUUCGACGGCCAAUUCAACGGAUGUACUUAUCGAACUUUUCCAAACGUUCAACACCGACACCCAUGAUCUGGAGAAUAGCUUGCUCACCAUCAUCUACAGUUUAUUUGCGUUUUUCGGGUUGCUCGCCAACCUGCUGUUUUGCCUCGUGAUCUGGCGAAACGAGAAGCUGCACACUGUCACCCAUGUGCUGAUGACAAAUUUGGCGUUGUCAAAUCUGUUAUUCCUAAUUUUCCACCCGUCCUACAUCAUUACGACGUAUCUGUUGCAGCGCAGCUGGGUUUUUGGUACAUUCGUGUGUAAGACAUCAUUUUCCAUCGCCUAUGUGACCUCGACAGCCUCGUUCUACUUCAUGAGCCUGGUGGCGAUCGAUCGGUGGUUGGCGAUAUUUCGACGGAAGUAUCGCUUGACGCGCUCCAACAGUAUCUGUCUCGUCGGGAUGGCGUGGGCCGUAUCGUUCGUCGUCGCCGCACCGUAUAUGAUUAGUGCAAGGGUGAAAGACUUCUACACGUUUGACAACAUCGUCAAGGAGCACAGCCUCUCCCGAGCGCUUGGGCAACCAAUCGCCCCCGAAGUCAUCGCAAACGAAAUCACAGCAAAAGCCGUCGAUAUGAUGAAAAAUUAUGAAGAUCUUUUGGUCAACUUCCCCGAGAAUAUCACCUUCGACGUGGUCGGCAACUCUGAUGAUGGCCCGAGGGAUGAGGGCUUGGAUUUUAACGCCAACACGACCUGGUAUAGGUGUACGUCGAACACGGCGAGCAAUACUGUAUUGAUUUGGACUGUAAUCCUACAGUAUGUGCUGCCGUUAUUGAUCAUGAUCCCCACUUAUGGACACCUCGCCCACUUUGUCUGGAAGCGAGCACCAGUAGGCGUUCAAUCACGCGAAAAACGAGAACGAGCUCAUCGUCGGCGAAGAAAAUUACUUGUCACUCUCCUAUCCAUUGUCUUGUUUUUGAUCGUUUGCUGGUUACCCCUCUUCUUCGUCAACAUUUUGAUGAGCUGGAAGCUGAUCCGGGUGGAGAUCUACACGAGGGCGUAUAUCUACUGCUCUAUCGUGACGUUGGCUGGGGUGGUGAUCACGCCGAUUUUCUACUUGAUCAACGAUGGGUGCAGGGAACAAGUAACACGGUUAUUCUGCUGCCGAACAGUGCCUGCAUCGGAACGAGAACGUCAAGCGUUGAUGACAACAAAUCCUUAUCCAGAACGGUCGUGCGAGGUUGCCGCGUGGUUUCGCGAGACUGGAACGACGAAUGUGCUCGUCUCCGUAUCCGCCUGCCAACUCCAUACCCCGCGAGAGUCUAUGAGUGUGGCGACUACAUUUGGAGUGUCGUUGAGCCAC